Molecule: messenger RNA, 1277 nt
Organism: Diprion similis
Lineage: Eukaryota; Metazoa; Arthropoda; Insecta; Hymenoptera; Diprionidae
Product: HCLS1-associated protein X-1
Exons: 6
Coding region: 140-1030 (296 amino acids)
Biological process (GO): negative regulation of apoptotic process; regulation of actin filament polymerization
Cellular component (GO): actin cytoskeleton; apical plasma membrane; mitochondrion
Molecular function (GO): calcium ion binding
Source: RefSeq, a predicted model, not a curated record
CUGGACUCAGCUGAUUACUAGUCUAAACUCACGGUAAAUUGCGUUGAUGCAAUUCGGAAAACUUCAAAAAGCAUGACGCAAUUGUUGUUGAGAAGACAGUUUUACUGCUGUUCGUUAAACCAGUUUAGAGUGGUGGAAAAUGUCAUUUUAUAAUUAUUUACGAGACCUUUUCAACUUUGGAGGACGACAAAAUCAACAAAACAACCAGUCGCAAUACGGAUUUGAAGACCAGUGGCAACACGGACAUGAGUUUAGAAAUCCAAUCUGGCAGACAGAUGAAGAUGAUGAUGAUGACAAUGAUGAUUUCAGGCAACGCGGACAGCAAAUUUUUGGCUCCGGACACUUCAACAUUCACAGUAAUCCUUUCGAAAUCACUCAGUACUUUGAACGUCAACUAGAUAACAUGUUGAAAAAUUUCUUUGGAUUUAGUCAGGAUGGUAUCAUGUUGCCGUUCGGCAACGAAGCUGAGGGCCAUUUUCAGGAUCCAAUGCUUAUUGAACCACCAAAACGAGAAAACCUACGGGAUGAAGUUUUAAAACCAGGUUACGAAAGUUAUGAGUCUAAGAAUUUUCACACACCUGUUAAAGAAAAAUUGGAUGUUAAUUUGGAUGGAAAGAUUACUAGUGAAGAGUUAUCUCAAGCCUGGAAAGAUCUUUCAUCCUUACAAAGAAACGAUGCUGAUACUAAUAUAUCUCAGCAACGUCCAUUUUCUUUCCAUUCAUUCGGACAAUCCAUUUCUACAAAAAUUAUUCGCAAGCCUGAUGGAUCUAUCGAACAAUAUCGUACGGUCAGAGACUCUGAGGGAAAUGAGGAAACUACUGUCACGCGUCAGGUUGGGGAUAAAUCACAUACUGUCAUUGUAAAAAAGGGCAAAAAUGGGGAGAAAACUGAAACUGAAUUUGUGAAUCCCGUGAAUCCAAUCGAACCCAAUCCUGAACAGACAUUCGUAGGCAUUUGGGAUGAUCAGAGACAGCAGCAGAGUCCUUUAAGCACCUUUCCUUGGCAUAAGUUUUUUGGUCCUAAAUUGUAGAUUAUACAAUGUUAACAUAAUAUUUAAGAUCAAAGUGAUGUAGAAAUGUUAUGAAUCUUAAUAGUACCAAUUAUGUAGUGUAAAUAAAGUUGACUUGAGUCAACUUAUGUAAAUAUACUGUGGAAGGUUGAAUUACUCGAGAAAAAAACCUCUGUUUCAGCUACAAAUUUAUUCACUGCUUUAUAUUCUGUACACCUUACAUAAUUAUAUACAAUCUAAUAAAUCCAUUGGGCUAUUCUGUGUAUAA